AAUGUCUAAUCCUGCAACUGGUGUCUUAAUCUUUGAAAGAGCUCAUAAAGUAAUUGUUCCCAUCGAAUGGGAUAAAAACAUCACCAAUAUGUUUGAAGAAAAUUAUAGUUCUCUCUAUGAAAGACUUCCAAUGUGUUCACUCACUCCGUGCAAAGAAAAAGACCGUGCAGGAAUUAGUACGAUUUGUGUUGAGAGCGAAGACGAAAAUCCUCCUUCCCAAAAUAUACGAUUACAUUUUAAUAAUACUAAUUCGGGAACUUGA
Messenger RNA from Entrophospora sp. SA101, 262 nucleotides. NCBI's taxonomy places the organism in Eukaryota, Fungi, Glomeromycota, Glomeromycetes, Entrophosporales, Entrophosporaceae. The record is from the annotation of a GenBank genome assembly.